AUGAAUCCAGACGUUACGAAGGCAAAAGAAGACGGCUCGAGUAGUGUAGUAGGAGAUGAAGCAAACCCAAGGAUUAUCGAGAAACCUGUCGGCCCAGGAACCGACCAAAGUCCCAGAGAUGCAAAUGAAAGCGAAGACAAUGCCAGUGGAAAUGGAAAAGGGGAAGAGGAAGAAUCAAGUAAGAAAAAUGAAGGGGAGGAAUCAAGAGAAGUAGACGAAGGAGAAAAAGAGAAGGAAGUUGUAGAUGACGAAGAAAAGGGCAUGCUACCGAAACUACACUUUCCUUCAAGCCAAUAUCAAAAGUCUUUAAAGCUUUCAGGAAAAUGUUACAUUGACUCGGCGAUAAGAACUAUUCAAACGAUCCUGAAAGCAAAGGAGGUGGAAUGGUUCAUAGAGCACCCACAAUUCCAGCAUUUCUUCCAUAUUAAAAACCGAAAGCAGAAGUGGAUGGGAAUGUGGGUUCUCGUUUUGCGAUCAGCUUGUGUUGCGAAGAAGCAUGAGUUAUGGUUUGUCGUUAAUGGCGUCGCAAUCCGAUAUUCUCUUAGAGAAUUAGGACUCAUUUCUGGACUAUACUGCCAUGAGUAUCCCCCCAACCAUGAGAGGUUGGGUGGUACAACAUUCAUGAACAAGUAUUUUGGAGGGAAAAGGGUAACAUACGCUGACCUGGAGAAGCAGAUGUUGGCGAUGAAAUCAAAGCCAUCUGAGGAUCGUAAGAAGAUGGCCGUUCUGUUCUUCUUAGCCAGCAUCCUUUUCGGAGGCCGAAAGAGUGGUGAGGGAGCAUCACCUGUGGACAGUUUCUUCCUGAGUGUUGUUGAUGACCUAGAUGCGUGUUUGUUGGCCUUUGAGGCAAUUCCAAGCUUGAGGAACCAUUUCCGAGAAGAUGUGAAUGGUGUAAAUAGUAGUUGCCCGCGGAUGUGCAAGAUGCAGUACAAACGGAAAAGUGGAACCAAGGAAUUCAGUCCGAAAGCUGUGAACGAUAAACUUGGUAAUAAUACAAAGGAUAUUGAGAGUAUCUUGGUAGCAACAGCAGCUGAGGAGGAACUUUUGGAAACCAUAGGAAUAGACAAGGAGAGUUGUUGGGCCGAUGACGCCGAUGAUGCAGCAGUUGAUGGUUGGACGAAGAUAAUACGGAAAGGGAAGAAACAAGUUUUCUUUGAAGAACAGUUCCGCAUGGAUUUAGAGUCUCGCACAGGUCAGAUUGAAGGUCCCACCAAUCCUAUCGGAGGACCAUCAAAUAAUGCACAAUCUGGUCAGGCUAAUGCUGAUUCGGUGGAGGUUAGUGGAGCUACUCCUGGAGCUGAGGCUUUAAAAGCUAUGGAAGGUCGGCUUAUGAAUGCAGUCAGAGAUGCAGUUCGAGAUGCUAUGAAGGGAGUGAAUGAAAAAGUCACUUUAUUGUCUACGCAGCUAGGUCUGCUAGAAGAGGAAGUGAAAAGUCUUAGGUUGAGUGUUCCCGGAAGUGACAAUCCGGCGGUCCAAGAUGAUGGUGAUGGUAGUGACAAUAACGAGUCGGAAGAAGAGGAUGGUAGUGACAAUAACGAGCCGGAGGAAGAGGAUGGUGGUGACAAUAACGAGCCGGAGGAAGAGGAUGGUGGUGACAAUAACGAGCCGGAGGAAGAGGACAAUAAUGUUGAAGAUGCCAUUCUCGAAAUUUCAAAGGAUGUACAGAGGGAAUAUGGUGAUGUUGACGUGGAUGAUGAUGAUGCGGAGAUGUAUGCCCAUGCUGCGGAGGUCGAAAAAAAAUUAAUGUCUGUAAACACGAAAAAAAAGAGGUCGAGAAAAGAUGAUGGGAAAGAAACAGUUCCUGUGAAAAAGGUUAAGUUGGUUGGUGAAACUGUGAGGAGUCCCAUUCAGCUAAGAAGCAAGGCAGCAGCGAAGGAGGCAGAAGCUGAGAAGGAGGCAGCAGCUAAGAAGAAGGCAACAGGUAAGAAGAAGGCAGCAGGUAAGAAGAAGGCGGCGACUAAGAAAAAGCCGAAGACAAAAAAAAGUAGGUAA
This is a messenger RNA of Raphanus sativus (radish), 1992 nucleotides long. RefSeq lists its product as uncharacterized. Lineage: Eukaryota; Viridiplantae; Streptophyta; Magnoliopsida; Brassicales; Brassicaceae. The transcript has 4 exons. Bases 1 to 1992 code for a protein of 663 amino acids. The record is from RefSeq and is a predicted model, not a curated record.